Molecule: messenger RNA, 1017 nt
Organism: Aspergillus ruber CBS 135680
Lineage: Eukaryota; Fungi; Ascomycota; Eurotiomycetes; Eurotiales; Aspergillaceae
Product: HAD family hydrolase
Exons: 1
Coding region: 88-870 (260 amino acids)
Source: RefSeq, a predicted model, not a curated record
UAUAAUUCCCUCUCUCCAUGAGGCGUGUCGAUUCUCGAGUACCGAAUAUAUCUCCGAUCUAGAUUCAUCGAAUAUCUAGAAUUAAACAUGUCCAUCUCCGAAGAGGUUCCCGCGGCCAAUGAUCCAUUUUCCCGGACCAUUCUCGCCCUGAGAUCUGUCCAAUUGACUAUUAAAUCCAAACAGUACUUUGGAUUUGAUCUAGACGAUACACUGCACGAGUUCCGGAAAGCAUCCGCCUUCGCCUCAUCAGCUGUUUUCGAGGCAAUCCGCCGAGAUACCGGUAUCGAAAUGGACUCCCUCAAAACAGCAUACACCGAAAUCCUACGAUCUAAGACAGCGUCUGCAUUUACUGAGGGCAAGACGUCAACGGAAUAUCGGAGGGAUAGGUUCUCGCUUCUUCUCCAAGCCCAUGGCUUCGAAACCUUUGAUACGAUACUCGAACGUCUAUUAGACAUCUACAAGAAUAGCUUGCAGGCUGUAUUGGAACUUAAACCCGGCGCUCUAUCUCUCCUUCAAACUCUCAAGCGCCUAAACAAAAAGAUUAUAGUCAUCACAGAAGGCCCGCAAGAUGCCCAAGAAUGGACAGUCCGGGAACUCGGAAUAGCGCCGUAUAUCGAUAUCCUAGUCACGACCAAUGAGAUUGGAAAAUCGAAGGUUGACGGCUUGUUUUCUGUCGUUCUGGAGAAAUACAGUAUUGAUGCUGGGGAUAUUAUUUACGUGGGGGAUAACGAGGUGAGGGACGUAGUGCCAGCGAGAAGUGAGGGGUUGUUGGCAGUGUUUUAUAAUGAGCAUGGAGAGACGAGAUUGGAUGAGGGUGAUGGGCUUUCUGUAAAGACCUUGGGAGAGUUGGAAGAUACGUUAAAUAUUUGAGUUGCACUAAGGUAGUUGAACGUUAACUGCUUCUAUCCAGUCCGGUCUGUCAAUAUAUGCACGGCAUAUUACUGUCGAGAUUCAGGUUAAAAUUAGGUUAACAGUCUCAUUUGACCUUCUUGUUAGAGGAGCUAAGAGCGCCAUCUU